Daldinia vernicosa is the source of this 1014-nucleotide messenger RNA. RefSeq names its product glutathione S-transferase. NCBI's taxonomy places the organism in Eukaryota, Fungi, Ascomycota, Sordariomycetes, Xylariales, Hypoxylaceae. The transcript is spliced from 2 exons. The record is from RefSeq and is a predicted model, not a curated record. Bases 124 to 825 code for a protein of 233 amino acids.
CCCCCUCUCAUGACUUAUUAACGUAAUGAUGUUGGGAGGUUUAGUGUCACUUAUAUAAUAUCUUAUUUACUAUUUUGCUAUUACUAGCUCAAGUACACUUGACCUAUCGCGGUCUCUAUCAAAAUGACUCUCAUAGUUCACCAUCUCGGCGUUUCGCAAUCGGAUAGAGUCGUCUGGCUCUGCGAAGAGCUUGGCAUCGACUACGAACUUAAGAAAUACGAUCGAUCACCUAUUUGGGCCCCACCAGAGUACAAGGCCCUGCACCCCAUCGGGUCGGCUCCUGUGAUCGAAGACGGGAGCAUCAAACUAGCCGAGUCUGGCGCUUGUAUUGAGUACAUAUUGCAGACUCGGGGAAAUGGGAAGCUCGUCGCCACGCCGGGACAAAAAGACUUUGCCGAGUAUUUAUACUGGUUUCAUUUCGCGAAUGGUACCUUACAGCCUGCGCUAUUAUUGACUUUGUCACUAUCCCGGACAGGGCUAGGAGAGGAUAACGAGAUCGUAAAACGAAGUGAAGCUAGGCGGAAGCAGGUUCUUGGGUUUAUGGAUCAGCGUCUAUCAGAAGUACCCUGGCUCGCGGGCGAGGAGUUCACUGCGGCUGAUAUCAUGAACGUGACUAGCCUUACGACGAUGCGUUGCUUCAUAAAGUACGAUCUUACUGAUUAUCCAAACAUCCUAGCCUACCUUAAGCGUGUAGCUGCACGAGAUAGGUAUAGGUAUGCAAUGCAGAAGGGAGAUCCGGAUCUCAACAUCGACGAAUUGACUGCAGCGCCUCCCCCGCCUCUACAGAAGGCUGUUGCCGCAGUGUUUCAAGCGCAUGGGCGCUGAGCUGGACAAUAGAGCCUAACCUAGACAUGGAAGUGUUGGCUUCUUAAGAUAUCUCCUCUCCUGUGAUGGCAAGAGUCGAACCACGAGGCGUGUGGUAGUCAAUGACCUCCCCUUCUUAUACAUAGUAACCUAGAUUCUCGUAUUCUUGUAGAGCUUAGCUUGUUUAUAUGACAAAUUGUAAAUUUCAAA